This is a messenger RNA of Marchantia polymorpha subsp. ruderalis, 1254 nucleotides long. NCBI's taxonomy places the organism in Eukaryota, Viridiplantae, Streptophyta, Marchantiopsida, Marchantiales, Marchantiaceae. The record is from the annotation of a GenBank genome assembly.
CAUUUAACAUCUCUAAGGAUUUGGUUUUGCUACGUAAACAUUGGGGCAGUCACGACUGAGUUUUCCUCUGUAUACGGUAGAGUACAGUAGCAGAAUGGGUUUUCUCGUAUUAAGAGUUAGUUGCAAUCUAACCUUGUAGCAGUACAUCACAUGACCAAAUUACACAGAACACAUGUUCAGCGUACUACAAAACUUGUAGCUUUGACUCAUCUUGCAAAUCUCACACUAGGUCCGCAGUGUUUACGAAAUCACGAGAAGUUGACGCAAGAGCAGGCUUGUCAUCUCCAUAUCUCCAGAAUCUCUGCAGCAUCGAUCCGAAUUUUAUUUGCGAGGCUAAGAACAAAAUGAUCAGCCUUUCUGUGAGGUGAUCGAGCAGCUGUAUUUGUCGACUUAGAGAUUUGAUACUGGUUGCCUGACUGCGACGAGAUUUUCCGAGCGGCUGGUUAUCUGCUAUCAGUGGGGUUGGUAUGGCCAACACGUUAAGGCCGUACUUGACAUGUAUUCGAAAUACUCUCACGGCAGCCAUGUGUUUACAGAAUUUCCCAUGCCAGGAGGUCGAAAGACACAACAAACCCGAAGUUGAGUUCAAGACGAGUCCCGAGUUGCUGCUCAACCCUGUUCUGAUAUGCAGGAAUGAGGCAGAGAAGUGCUUGAUCGAAACGUCAAUCAAUUCUCUUCGAAUCAGUAUCAAGGUGAAGCAGGCCGACGAACUUGAAAACAUAUUGGCAAAAAAAUUUCUACGGUUUCUGUCUAUGAGAGCUGAAUCGUUCGAAGUUCUUAGACGAAAGCCUGUUCAGGGCUACGAUAUCAGCUUUUUGAUCACAAAUUUUCACUGCGAGGAGAUGUACAAACACAAGCUGAUUGAUUUUGUUGUCGCAUUCAUGGAGGAUAUCGACAAAGAGAUAAGUGAACUGAAGCUGUCUGUGAACACUCGGGGACGCCUGGUGGCUACCGAGUAUCUACGUCAGUUUCUGUAGGCCAGAACAAACACCUUCGAACUGUGAAAUUCAACUUGUUUCAUGUAAUCUUUAGUUAUAAUUUCUAGGAAGAGAUAAAUGUAAGGAUUCGAAUGUGGAGUCCAGGUCAACCAAAGCCUUAAGUAAUGCAGCGGAGGUAAUAAAACAUGCUGAGUAUCGGAGUCAAUGUGUGGAGGCAUAUUCUUGCCUUGAAAUGUCUAAGCGAUCCGUGGUAGCUGAAUGAAAUUGAUGGGAAGCGAGUCUCGAGCAUUUUGCCGGUCAAAUGUGUGAUGUGACC